Molecule: messenger RNA, 2877 nt
Organism: Aspergillus nomiae NRRL 13137
Lineage: Eukaryota; Fungi; Ascomycota; Eurotiomycetes; Eurotiales; Aspergillaceae
Product: endonuclease III domain-containing protein
Exons: 2
Coding region: 1-2877 (958 amino acids)
Biological process (GO): base-excision repair, AP site formation; base-excision repair; nucleotide-excision repair
Cellular component (GO): nucleus
Molecular function (GO): DNA binding; oxidized pyrimidine nucleobase lesion DNA N-glycosylase activity; DNA-(apurinic or apyrimidinic site) endonuclease activity
Source: RefSeq, a predicted model, not a curated record
AUGCGAACGUCUCGGGCAUCCAAGCAGACUGAGAAAGUCUUGCAGGCGCUCUCGCCCCCUGCGCGCCGGCAAACGCGCAGUUCCAAUCUACGCAGGUUUGCAUAUAACGGGAGCUCUAAUGGCGAUGUUGAACCUAAGUUACCUGCAAGUGAUGAUGAAACAUCAUCUCUCUCGUCUCUCGACACUGUCGAUAUUGAAGAUAUAAUGGAGCCCCCGGCAAAACGGCGGAAACGCAAAGUAGACCCUGCACCACCGCGGAAAAUCAAUUCUCGAGCUUCAACAAGGGUUCCUGAGAAGACGAUUGAAAAAGCUCCCAAGACUGAGCCUGUAGCACAGAAAACACGCCGCACCCCUGCACGAAGAAUCAAAGAAGAGGAUGGUUCAUUCAAAGUAGAGCCACCCUCUAAUUGGGACACGAUAUACGCCACUGUCAAAAAGAUGCGCGAGGCUAACCCGACUGCACCGGUGGAUACCAUGGGAUGUGCCGAGCUGUACUGGCGAGCAUCAUCUCCCCGAGACCGACGGUUUCAGACUCUCGUUGCGCUGAUGCUGUCUUCCCAAACGAAGGACACCGUCACGGCUGUGGCGAUGCAGCGAUUGCACACUGAACUUGGGGAUGGCAAAGCUCCUCUGAUAGAUACUGGUGUAAUCAAAGAAGAGCCAGACGAGGACACGUUCAAGUUGGAAAGGCCUCUCAGAGACAGUACUUUGAAUCUUGAGAAUAUUUUGGCUGUUUCCCCCGAGCAGCUGAACGAAUUGAUCGGUAAAGUGGGCUUCCAUAACAACAAGACCAAGUAUAUCAAGGCCGCAGCUGUCAUUCUUCGUGAUCAGUACGAAGGAGAUAUUCCAUCCACUGCCGAAGAGCUGAUGAAGCUCCCCGGAGUAGGCCCGAAGAUGGCAUAUCUCUGUAUGAGCGCUGCUUGGGGAAAGCAUGAGGGUAUUGGGGUUGACGUCCACGUCCAUCGUAUCACGAACCUCUGGGGCUGGAACAAGACGAAAACACCUGAGGAGACCCGCAAGGCGCUGGAAUCAUGGCUGCCAAAGGAUAAAUGGCAUGAAAUCAACAAGCUGCUUGUCGGGCUUGGACAGACGGUCUGCUUACCAGUAGGCAGGAAAUGCGGGGAUUGUGACCUCGCGGGGACGAAACUAUGCAAAAGCGAGAUCAGAGGCCUUGUAUCUAGCAGGAAGGUCAGUGCUAAGGAGGAGAGUGUUGAAGGCGGAGUGGAAGUAAAAAUUGAGGGGGAGCCCGGAAUGGAUACCUUGGACCCCGAUGAACAGGCCUUUUGGCAAUUAUACAAUGAAUUGAACCCUCCCCCUUCUUCUAUGGAGAGCCUCAGCGGGACGGAAUCCCCGUCAAGCGAUGCAGGUUCUUUGUUUGCCCCUUCUGACAUGGAGGUCGCCAUGGGCCUCUCACUCCAGCCGGGUGCAUCGUUUCUUAGUUUGCCAGAAACUGUCAAGAUCAAGAUUCUGCAGUAUGCUGGACUACUACGCCCUUGUCUGAUUGACAUAACUAGCGAGUGUGUUCGCUGGAACCCCACGCUUCAACCGUUGUGUACUCGCAGCUCCAUGCGUGAGACUAAGGGAUCAUGGACUGCCUUUGUUGACAAAGGCUGUACUCACCCCCGGCUGCCCACUGCAUUGUUCCAGACCUCUCGUGCUGUGCGCGAUGAAAUUGGUUCUAUGUUUUUUGGCCUCAACAGAUUCAGCGCUACUCUCUACAAGAGGGCAGACUUUUGCAAAUUCCGUGAAGGGACACUUUGGGGUAUGGAGCACUUGAAAUAUCUACAUAUUGACCUGGGUCCUAGUGACAGGCGCUUUCUCAAGCUGUAUGGGGGGAUCCAUCGCACAAUCCUGAAAAUGUGGCUUGCUUUUUGUGACUUGGCUGCAGCGAGGAUGCCUUCUCUCACGUACUUCAGCCUGAAGUGCAGGGUCAAAGAUUUGGAGGUUGCACACAAAUUGAUGUGCGCGAUGGAUCAUUUUCCUUCUUUGGCGCAAUGUGCUAUUCAUUUCAAUCAGUACCAGGAGAACGACAUUCGAGCCGUGAUCAAGCGAUCCUGCUGGAGGCUGACCAACAACCUUGGCGAUAGAGCUCCGUUUGGAUUUCUGCGCCUUCCAAAAGAGGUGCAACUUCUUAUACUAGAACAACUUCUAAUCAACCGCCCUGAUCCGUAUAUCAUGGCUUCUGAGUGUCCAAAAGGCCUCGUGACGUUGCAAGACCGCAGACGCCAACGACCGACCAUUUAUCCCCUCACGUGUUGCGGUACUUGCUCACCCUUGCGAGCUAUGUGCUUCUGCUACGCUCGCCAAACAGCGUUCUCCACCACCUGUUCUUGUUUCUCCUCGCCAACGCCCUAUUUCCUAGUCAGCCGAGGAUUCUAUGAGGAUGCCCGUCGUGUCUUUUUCUCGAAGAACAACUUUGCAUUCACGGAUGAAGACCCUGAGCUCAUAAUGAGACUUCUGCACAAUAUGCCUACAUCGUCCUCCAUGCAGAUCAGGCACCUGACGUUCAAGUUUCCUUUGACCUUUCGAAGCCCUGCCAGGACUGCUCACAGGGUGGAGGAUGCAGCAUUGUUGUCUUGGUCAGUGUUGCGCCGCUUCAUCCGUGAACACUUUGAUAUCCCUCGCCUGUCGCUCACAAUCAUCGACCUUGGCACGAAGAACUAUGGCAAUGGGGCAACCCCAGGUAGGAACAAAUACCUACGCAAACUCCUCAGAGCAUUUGCGGACCUACGUGGCCUCCGAGACUUUUGUGUGUAUUUGGCGGAUGAGCGUUCAUAUGAAAGAGACGCGGAACGUGCUGUGCUGGGUUUUGCGUGUCAUGGAAGAUCCAAACCCAGCCACAUGCCGUUUAUUGGCCAAAAACAUCUGAACACAUAA